CAAAAUGCAAGCUUUUAUUUUGACAGGGUGAACCGGAAGUGUUUCUGCCUUGACUGAUUUGGUUAAUAUCAGUUAUCUUGUAGUUACUAUGCAGCAACGAGAGGAGAAGCAGCUGGAGGCGGCGGUGGAGUCUCUCGUUUCUCGGGUCGCUCACGUCAAAAACGCUCUUCACAGUUUCAUCUACAAGCUGGAGAAUGAAGAGAGAUUAACAUGGCCCUCUGUUUUGGACAACUUUGCUCUGCUAUCUGGUCAGCUGAACACCAUCAACAAACUGCUCAAGAACGAGAAGACGCCAUCGUUUCGCAACCAGGUUAUAAUACCACUGCUUCUGUCUCCAGACCGAGAUGAGGAUUUAGCAAAACUCACAGAGCAGCGUGUCCCGGUGUUCAGCCAUGAGAUUGUACCGGACUACCUGCGGACCAAGCCUGAUCCAGAGGUGGAGGAGCAGGAGAAGCAGCUGAGUGUUGAGGCAGCACGAAUUGGCCCAGAGGUGGCACAGAAACAGAUCCAGACGUUGAAUAAACUGUGUUCCAAUCUGCUGGAGAAGCUCAACAACCCUCGUGAUGACAGAGAUGCAGAGAGUUCAGCAAUACGACAGAGCAAACCGUCUUUCAACCCCGCCGACACUAACGCAUUGGUUGGAGCCGUUGCAUUUGGAAAGGGGCUUUCCAAAUGUAGGCCUCCAGGUCCAGUGGCCCCUGGGCAUCCAGGACAAGGGCCCAUGAUGAGUGGAGGUCCAACCUUACAGCAGGUCACCAUUGGCGGUGGUUCAAGCCAGCAAGCAGGUAUGGGAGGACCCGGGGCUCCACAGCAGCAAGGGCAGCCAGGUAGGAGACCUGGAGAGCUGGGAAAAAUGCCAAGCAGCAUCAAGACAAACAUCAAAUCUGCGUCUGGUUCAAUGCAUCCUUAUAACCGAUGAGCCCUCUCUUUCUUAUUUGUUCACAAUUAUUUGUUACAUUUCAGAGAUUCACCUACAAUGACAAGAUUUGUAAUACUCACCUUUGUAAUAUUAUAUAUGCCCAUUAUUUUCGUGGAACGGACCAACUUCUACGAAGUUAUUACUCUGUUCUCUCUAAAGCUGUUUCACUGACAUUCUUAGUGUUCAAUUAUCUCAAACAUAAAAUGUUAAUAUUUGCGACCUUUUAGGGUAUAUUUUUCAUUUUUGAUACAUCACCUGAGUCUCAGUGUGUGAGCCACUAGAUGGCAGUAUGUCACCAUUUGUGGGAGUAGAAUAGCUUGGAUUUAGAACUGUACUAUUGACUCUUUUUCAAUAAAAGAUGUGUUAAAAGAACUA
Messenger RNA from Sebastes umbrosus (honeycomb rockfish), 1294 nucleotides. It is a transcript of the gene med8, whose product is annotated as mediator complex subunit 8. Gene Ontology annotation, molecular function: RNA polymerase II cis-regulatory region sequence-specific DNA binding; transcription coregulator activity. Gene Ontology annotation, biological process: regulation of transcription by RNA polymerase II. The transcript is spliced from 7 exons. The coding region runs from base 89 to 919 and encodes 276 amino acids. NCBI's taxonomy places the organism in Eukaryota, Metazoa, Chordata, Actinopteri, Perciformes, Sebastidae. Gene Ontology annotation, cellular component: core mediator complex; mediator complex. The record is from RefSeq and is a predicted model, not a curated record.